Molecule: messenger RNA, 1137 nt
Organism: Maylandia zebra (zebra mbuna)
Lineage: Eukaryota; Metazoa; Chordata; Actinopteri; Cichliformes; Cichlidae
Source: RefSeq, a predicted model, not a curated record
AUGACAACAACACAAAAUAGGCCUACUGUCCAGCACAAUCUGGACCCCGCGGAACUUCUCAACACCCCACUGAGCGGUGGAGAACUCACUACAGACGUCCUUUGGAUGAUUGUCCUCACUGUUGGUCUGCUUGGCUCACAUUGUGAGGGCACUAUAUCCUGUAAAAAUGAAACUAAUGGUGAUGUAGACUGGUUUAUUUUGUACAAGAAGCCUGGUGGGUUUGAUUAUGUUUACAUUGAUUCAACCGACCAGAACCUUAAAAAGAAUAACAAGCCUGUCAACAACCAAGCUGGUGUCCUGGCAAAUACCCUGAAGCCCUACUUUGAAAAAUCGCCAGAUUCUGCAUUCAUUGCAUACAAUGAUCAAAUGCCAAGUUGUAACGCACUACAACAAUAUGGCCACAGCAAAGGAGUUGUGAUGAUGGAUAAGGAUAAUGUAGUCUGGCUUUUACACAGCACACCAAAAUUCCCCGAAGGAGAUGAAAGCAAUAAUUUCUAUCCUGAAAGUGGGAAAAGGUACGCACAGAUAUUUAUGUGUGUAACACUGCCCUCUGAUAAGUCUGCACAAAUAGCUCAGCAUCUUAAAGACAUCAAUGCUCAUAUAUUUAAAAAACACAAUCCUGAAAAACUCCUGAAAAAAGAUUCUUCCAACAUAAAACGAACGCUGCCCUACCAUGAGGACUUGUUGUCAUCCGGUGGUUUGAAGUUUACACGCUUUGUUAAACAAAUCUCCAAGAAAAGGGAUCCUGAAGGAGAUCUUUAUGUCACCAUUGCUGACACACUACAGACCAAUUUAUCCAUCCAGACCUGGCGCAGCGACCCUGAAGAGAGUGGAAAACGUCCGCUUUUUAAAACUGGGGAAAAAAACGAACUAGUCACCAUCAUGUCAGUAAAAACUGACGCAGGUGAAUGGAGUCAUAAAUGUGAUCAUUCCAAAUGGUGUGUUUCUGACAUUCAAAACUGGAUGUGUGUUGGUGACUCAAACAGAGAACCAUCCCAUUUUAAUGAUGUAUUUGCGGCCCUGGUGUAUGAUCGCCUGGCCUUGCUAUCCAUCCGAUCCUCUAUGAUGCCACACGAUGUCUCGUCGCCCUCCUCCAUUAGCUGGAUCCUCGUCAGGCGAUUUCAGUGGCCCCUCUAG